Messenger RNA from Aptenodytes forsteri (emperor penguin), 1323 nucleotides. It is a transcript of the gene DDX28, whose product is annotated as DEAD-box helicase 28. NCBI's taxonomy places the organism in Eukaryota, Metazoa, Chordata, Aves, Sphenisciformes, Spheniscidae. Bases 283 to 615 code for a protein of 110 amino acids. The transcript has a single exon. The record is from RefSeq and is a predicted model, not a curated record.
ACCUUCCCUGCGGGGCUGAGCCAGACGCUGGGGAAGUUCACCGACGUGGGCCGGUUUGUCACCCUCACCACCCAGAGUCUGCACCGCCUGCCACCCCACGUCCAGCAGAAGUUUGUCCGCCUCAAAGGCCGGGACAAGCUACCCGAACUGCUGCAGCUACUCAAGGAGCGCCCAGCGUCCAGCGGGGCUGUUCUCAUCUUCUGCAACAGUGCCAGCACUGUCAACUGGCUGGGCUAUAUCCUGGAUGACCACAAAAUCAAGCACCUGAGGUUGCAGGGACAGAUGUCAGCAGCUGCUAGAGCUGGCAUCUUUGCCUCCUUCCAGAAGGGUGACGUGUCUGUCCUUGUCUGCACUGACCUUGCCUCGCGGGGACUGGACACCAGCGGUGUGCAGCUAGUGGUCAACUAUGACUUCCCAGACACCCUGCAGGACUACCUGCACCGCGUGGGGCGAGUUGGACGGGUUGGAAGCAAGGCACCUGGAGCCGUGGUUAGUUUUGUCACCCAUCGGUGGGAUGUGGACCUGGUGCGGAAAAUAGAGACUGCAGCCCGGAAAAGGACAGGUCUCCCAGGCAUGGACUCCUCUAUUAAUAAGCCUCCACCUAAAGGAGGUUGAUUCAGGUUGCCAAGCAGUAAUAAAUGGCCUGGUUGAAUGACUAAGCUUGAAGUCAUUAAGGCAGAGCAAAUGAGCUUCUGUGUGUAAGUUAGACUGAAAGAAUAGAGAAUUGAGUUUCAAACCAGGUGAUCAGGUUAACUUUGUGCAUUGUUCUGGAAGCUGCAAUAGUCAUUUCCAUAGGCAUCACAACUCAUGACUUUCCAAAAGGAAGCUAGUAAGUGAGUAACAAAAUGCCUUUGGAGGAGACUGAAGAAUGAUCUCAUCAGUUGAUUUUAUUUAAUUUUGUUGAGACCUUUAACUUAAAUUCACAUCAGAAUGAAAGUAUGCCUGUAUGAUAUGUGGCUCUGUUGCAUUUCAUUGCUUCCCACCACCAGCAGCUAAACAUUCAUUACUGAAACUUAAAAAUUACUACUGUGGUGGGACAAAAAAAGAAAAUAUUUUCCUAACUUGGAUAUAACUUUGACCAAUUAUAGAUACAUGUAGAAAGACUAAAGGACAAAUUAUAUUUUAUUUUCUUGUGAUGUAGCAGUUCAUUCAGAGAAUUCUAGACCAGAUACUGCUAAAGCUCAGUGGGAACAAGAAGGCACAACAAAGCUUGAGGCUUUUUCAAGGUCUUAAUUUGUCAUUUUAUGGUUACCUUUCACUGAGAAAGGGCAUCUUGCUGCUUCCUGUUCUAUUAAAUUAAAAAAAAGUGUUUUCUGCAUGCUG